Galleria mellonella (greater wax moth) is the source of this 913-nucleotide messenger RNA. Its product is annotated as low molecular weight phosphotyrosine protein phosphatase-like. Gene Ontology annotation, molecular function: non-membrane spanning protein tyrosine phosphatase activity; acid phosphatase activity. The transcript is spliced from 4 exons. Gene Ontology annotation, biological process: protein dephosphorylation. The record is from RefSeq and is a predicted model, not a curated record. Lineage: Eukaryota; Metazoa; Arthropoda; Insecta; Lepidoptera; Pyralidae. Gene Ontology annotation, cellular component: cytoplasm. Bases 245 to 727 code for a protein of 160 amino acids.
AAUUGAAGGAUUCGAAAAUUUCGAAUAUCAUUUGAAUUAUCCGAAUGAAUUGACUAAUCGAAUAAUUAAUAGUCGGAUAUAGAAUAGUAAAGUCGCACAUCGCUAAUAUCAAUAACUGAUAUUACUUAUCGCUUAAUAUUUUAUGUUCAUGCAAGUUACCUACUUAAUUUAAGUCAAAUAUUAUCUUUAACUAAGUUGUUAUACAGACGAAGUAAUAAAAAAACAAGUUCCAUUUAAUUUAGCAAUGUCUAACACUAAGAAAAAAGCGCUUUUUAUUUGUUUGGGGAAUAUUUGUCGAUCUCCAAUAGCAGAAGGAGUGUUCCAAAAAACUGUUAAUGAUUUAAAUUUGGGUGAUGAAUGGGAAAUUGAUAGUGCUGCAAUAGGAGGCUGGCAUGUUGGAAACCCUCCAGAUUGGAGAGCUUUGGAUACCUUAAAAAAACACAAUGUUCCAUAUAACAAUCAUGCGAGACAAAUAACAGCAGCAGAUUUUAACUAUUAUGAUUAUAUAUUUGGCAUGGAUGAGGCAAAUAUGAAGGAUCUCAAUAAGAGAGCACCAAAGGAUAGUAAGGCAAAACUACUGCUGUUUGGAGAUUUUGAUCCACAGGGUGAUCGUAUUAUUAGAGAUCCUUAUUAUGAUAGUGAUUCCAAAGGUUUUGAAAAAUGUUAUGAACAAUCAGUGAGGUGUUCUAAAGGAUUCUUAGAACAUAUUCAAAAGGAAGAAAAAUAACUUGCAGAAAUAUAUAGAAAUGUAAAUUAAUUGUAAUAAUUAUAUUGUAUUAGUACAUACUUACUACAAGUAAUUUACAUUUCUAUAUUUUACAAUAGUAAAAAAUUGGUAUUAAUAAAUACUAAUUAAUUAUUAUUAUUACAAGAAGACAUAAUUUAAAUUGUUAAAUAAAUUAUAUUAUUAAUA